Messenger RNA from Cladophialophora psammophila CBS 110553, 543 nucleotides. RefSeq lists its product as uncharacterized. Lineage: Eukaryota; Fungi; Ascomycota; Eurotiomycetes; Chaetothyriales; Herpotrichiellaceae. Bases 1 to 543 code for a protein of 180 amino acids. The record is from RefSeq and is a predicted model, not a curated record. The transcript is spliced from 2 exons.
AUGAAGUCCGAUCUACUCUUGAUCUCUUGCUUGGUUGCGCCUGUCGCAGCGGCAGGGUCGGUGUGCUCUAGUGGAAUCUACGGAUUGCUCGCGCCUCUCAGCGGAUAUGCUCCCGCUCAGUCUUAUUGUUCCAGCCACUAUCCACCGUCCACGGUGGUUACUACUGUGACACUGGUCAGUUCAGCUCCGGUUAAGGUCAAGAGAUACGCAAAGACCACGACGACAAAAACUACGACAGCAAAAUCGACCACAACCUCCACAAAGUCUCCUUCCACAACCUCUACAAAGCCAUCGACAACAUCCGUCGAUCCCAAAGCUGCACUCUUCUCAACCUUGUUAUCCGAAGCAGAAAACAAUAACACCGACGACGACGACGACGACGACGACGACGACGACAACAACAACAACUACAACAACUACAACAACUACAACUACAACUACAACGACAUUCAUGAUUCCAACGACUACCCCCGCGACAACGACCACAACUACAACAACGGUAAAGAUAAAUCCAGCGCCCUUUCUUAUGAGCAUCAAAGCUGA